UUUCAGGUGUGUUUGGUGUUGAUGAAUUGAAGUCGGUGUCAGUGAUGGAGGGAGAUUCUGUCACUCUACACACUGAUGUUACUGAAGUACAGAGAAAGGAUCAGAUAGUGUGGAUGUUUGGACCUCAAGAGACUCUUAUAGCUCACAUCUAUAAGCAGAUCAUUGAUAUGUUUGAUAGUCAUGAGACAUUUGGAGACAGACUGCAGCUGGACAGACAGACUGGAUCUCUCACCAUCAGAAACAUCCAAAUCACAAACUCUGGACUUUAUAAACUAUUGAUCAUCAGUGGAGAAACUUCAUACAAGAGAUUCAAUCUUACUGUCUGUGCUCGUCUGCCAAUUCCCAUCAUCAGAGACUCUUCUCAAUGUUCUUCAAGCUCUAAAUGUGUGUUGGUGUGUUCAGUGGUGAAUGUGACACACGUGACUCUCUCCUGGUACAAAGGAAACAGUUUAUUGUCCUCCAUCAGUGUGUCUGAUCUCAACAGCAGUCUCUCUCUACCUCUGGAGGUGGAAUAUCAGGAGAACAACAUCUACAGUUGUGUAGUGUCCAAUUCAUUCACCAACCUGACCAAACCUCUCAACAUUACUGAUUCAUGUCAGACGUGUCCAGAUUCUGUCCAGUGUUGUGGUUCGACUGAAGCUGUGAUCCGAUUGGUCAUCUCUGCUGUGGUGGGCGUGGCUACUGUAAUUGUACUACUUUAUGACAUGAGAUCCAGAUAAUUUGAACAGUGGAGAGAACAGACAUCAUCAGUUCCUCACAGAUGCAGCAAACAGUUCUUCAAU
Xyrauchen texanus (razorback sucker) is the source of this 782-nucleotide messenger RNA. Its product is annotated as natural killer cell receptor 2B4-like. The record is from RefSeq and is a predicted model, not a curated record. The transcript is spliced from 3 exons. Lineage: Eukaryota; Metazoa; Chordata; Actinopteri; Cypriniformes; Catostomidae. Bases 45 to 719 code for a protein of 224 amino acids.